Messenger RNA from Penicillium atrosanguineum, 687 nucleotides. RefSeq names its product UbiX family flavin prenyltransferase. The transcript has a single exon. The coding region runs from base 1 to 687 and encodes 228 amino acids. The record is from RefSeq and is a predicted model, not a curated record. Gene Ontology annotation, molecular function: carboxy-lyase activity. Lineage: Eukaryota; Fungi; Ascomycota; Eurotiomycetes; Eurotiales; Aspergillaceae.
AUGCUGUCCAUUCUCUCUGGAACCCACACUCCAUCUUCCAGCCGUCAUACCCCUCGUGGCAGCCCAACCGAAGAAACAAUGCCCUCCAGUAUUGAGCAUGUCUCCCAACCCCGGCGGCGGCGUAUCGUGGUCGCCAUGACCGGCGCAACUGGUGCAGUCCUGGGAAUCAAGUGCCUUAUCGCCCUCCGCCGCCUGAACGUGGAAACUCACCUGGUAAUGAGUAAAUGGGCCGAAGCGACCAUCAAAUACGAAACCGACUACCACCCGGCGAACGUCAAGGCGCUCGCAGACCACGUCCACAACAUCAAUGAUAUGGCUGCGCCGAUCUCCAGUGGUUCCUUCAAGGCUGAUGGAAUGAUCGUUGUUCCGUGCAGUAUGAAGACGCUUGCUGCUAUUCACAGUGGCUUUUGUGACGACUUGAUCUCUCGCACUGCGGAUGUUAUGUUGAAGGAGAGAAGAAGACUUGUGCUUGUGGCUCGGGAGACCCCUCUGAGUGAUAUCCAUUUACGCAAUAUGUUGGAGGUCUCUCGCGCUGGUGCAAUUAUUUUCCCGCCUGUGCCGGCGUACUAUAUCAAGGCCGCGUCUGUGGAUGACCUGGUUGACCAGAGUGUGGGGCGCAUGCUGGACCUGUUCGAUUUGGAUACAGGAGACUUUGAAAGAUGGGAGGGCUGGCAGACUGAGAAAUAG